UCGGUCGCGAGUUAGAGGUCACGCUAGACGAAGUAGAGAAGUUGUGAGAGUUUGACCUAUAUUUCCUUUAAAGAAGCAUCAGAUUUUAGUCCUACUGUUUGUUUAUGAGAAGAACCAAGAUGCUAAACCUGCGGAGAGUCCUGUGUAGUGCUGUCAGCAGACAUGACUACACAAGUCUAAGGUCCGCCAGUUCCCUGAAGACCUAUAUGGCUACCAAUGAGCCUGUCUUGGAUUAUGCCCCUGGUAGUGGGGAGAGAAUGGCGCUGGAGGACGCCUUGAGGUCCUACGAGGGAAAAAUGACAGAGGUUCCUGUGAUCGUUGGAGAUGAUCAGCAUUUCACGGAUGAGUUUCGUUAUCAGCUCUGUCCAGCUGAUCACCAACGACAGGUGGCUAAGUACCAUUUUGCAACCAAAGAGCUGAUCCAGAAAGCCAUUGACAUCAGUCAGAAAGUACGACCAGCCUGGGAGAAGAAACCACUGGAGGAGAGGGCGGAGAUAUUUCUAAAAACGGCAGAUCUCAUGAGCACCAAGUACAGAGCUGACAUGAAUGCUACUUCCAUGAUUGGCCAGGGUAAGACAAUUAUCCAAGCUGAAAUAGAUUCUGCCUGUGAAUUAAUUGAUUUUCUCAGGUUCAAUGUUCAGUUUGCCAUGGAUAUGGCCAAGUACCAACCAGUAUGCACACCAACAGAUACAAAUUACCUGAGCUUCCGAGGAUGUGAGGGAUUUUGGGCAGCCAUUACACCUUUCAACUUCACGGCCAUUGGUGGUCACUUGCCAAGUGCUCCAGCAUUCAUGGGUAACACGGUGCUAUGGAAACCAGCUGGCACGGCCGUUUUAUCAAACUACACGUUCUACAAAAUAUUACGAGAGGCAGGUCUGCCCCCUGGUGUCAUAAAUUUCCUUCCGUCCUCGGGUCCUGUAUUCGGAGAAACAAUUACCUCGUCACCACAUCUUGCUGGCAUCAAUUUUACUGGAAGUGUUGAGACCUAUCAAAGGGUGACUGCCAUGGUCACGAAGAAUCUCCAUCUCUACAGAACUUUCCCAAGGUUAAUAGGGGAAUGUGGAGGUAAGAACUUUCACCUAGUCCAUCCCAGCGCAGACAUUACACAGGUCGUAUAUCACACAAUAAGGGCAGCGUUUGAAUACAGUGGUCAGAAAUGUUCCGCCUGCUCGCGUCUCUAUGUUCCCCACUCCUUGUGGCUGCAGAUUAAGGACAUGUUUGUAGAGGAGUACAAGAAGAUAAAACUGGGUUCCCCACUGGAAUUUGAUUCCUUCUUAAGUGCUGUGAUUGAUAAAGCUUCAUUUCAGAAUAUUAAGAGUUACCUAGACUAUGCAAAAGAAAACCCUAACCUGAAUAUUGUGGUGGGAGGAGUGUGUGACGACAGCAAGGGAUGGUUUGUUGAGCCAACAAUAAUUGAAACUUCAGAUCCCAAGGACAAACUAAUGCAGGAGGAAAUCUUUGGUCCAGUGUUAACAGUAUAUGUGUACCCAGACAAGAAAUGGGAGGAAACGCUGCACUUGGUGGACACCACAUCUCCCUUUGCUCUCACAGGCGCCAUAUUUGCCCAAGACCAAUCAGUAAUAGAAGGAGCUCAGUGGGCUCUGAGGCAGGCCUCUGGCAACUUUUAUGUCAAUGUCAAGUGCACUGGUUCAGUGGUUGGGCAGCAGCCUUUUGGAGGAGCAAGGCUAUCAGGCACCAAUGACAAGGCCGGCGGACCCCAGUAUCUGGCCAGGUUCUGCUCACCUCAGGCUGUCAAGGUGUCAACACAGAACAUCCCUCAUUGGUCAUAUCCUUCUAUGAGGGUGUAGUAACUAUAACAACAUGACCUUAUUGCCAUGGUGAUCUUAGAGUCACUUGGCAACUUGGAGGACUUGUUACCAUGACAACGGUAUGCUAAUUACUGUUUCAGCAAUAUGAUAAUUGAGACAGCUCAGUGAAUCUCUUCCUCGCUGAUGGUGAGAAUUAACCCCUGGAAAUACAUAGGUCUGAGGUACAUACCCCAGUACAAAAAUGUAACUUGCUUAUUGGCAUAAUGCAAAAACAAUGCAAAAUGAUUUGGAGGAAGAGCUGGCAUGAAAAAAGUUUGAUCUUUUCUAUGAAAAGUAUGGAAGUAUGUUCAACAAACAAACAAACAAACAAACAAACA
This is a messenger RNA of Lingula anatina, 2146 nucleotides long. RefSeq names its product delta-1-pyrroline-5-carboxylate dehydrogenase, mitochondrial. Gene Ontology annotation, molecular function: L-glutamate gamma-semialdehyde dehydrogenase (NAD+) activity. Lineage: Eukaryota; Metazoa; Brachiopoda; Lingulata; Lingulida; Lingulidae. The record is from RefSeq and is a predicted model, not a curated record. Gene Ontology annotation, cellular component: mitochondrial matrix.